CAGAAGGAUCGCUGGAAGCGCUUGUCAAGGACAGGCCUCGACUGGACUCGCAAGCAGGAGCAAGAGCUUGCAUCUCGUUAGAGAGUCGCGCGUUGGAGGCUGUUUCUUGUGUCGGACUGAGGAUACGAGGUGGAGGACGAGAGGAGAUGUCUGAAGCAGAGCCGGGAAAAGUGAGGAGGAAGAUGGCGGUGGGCGAGGGCAGGAGCAUGAUGCACUGGUUGAAUCUGCGGCCAAACGUGAAGAGGCUGAGGAGAGUUACGAUGUCGGAGGUGAAGAAACACAACACGAGGGAGGAUUGCUGGAGUGUGUACAGGGGAAAAGUGUACGACAUGACACCUUUCUUCGAAUAUCAUCCGGGGGGGCCCAAGUAUAUCCUGAUGGCAGCUGGGAAGGACGGGACGAAGCUCUUCGACAAGUAUCACAAGUGGGUCAACAUCGACUUCAUCAUGGAAAAAUGCUUCGUGGGGAUACUCGUCAACGAAGAUGGCUCUGUUCCUGCUCCUGGAGAAGAGAGCGAGUCGAUCGAGGAGGAGGAGAGCGAGCAAACUCAAGAUGAG
This is a messenger RNA of Guillardia theta CCMP2712, 557 nucleotides long. RefSeq lists its product as hypothetical. The record is from RefSeq and is a predicted model, not a curated record. NCBI's taxonomy places the organism in Eukaryota, Cryptophyceae, Pyrenomonadales, Geminigeraceae. The annotation marks the transcript as partial. The transcript has 7 exons.